UUCCCUGAGAGUCUGAGGACGAGAGGGGAGCCCGGCCUCGCGCUCCGCGUUUCCCUCGCUGACUGCCUCGGAUAUUCCUCCUAGGCCUAGCACCCGCUGCCCUCGAGGCUGACUCCGCUCGCCCCCGCCCCCUCCUCCUCCCCGAUGCCAAAGGGCCCGCGGGGACUGACAGGGCGGGAGCCCGGCGCUGCGCUGUGGGCAAGCCUGCUCCUUCCCUUCCCCCUUCUCCUAGCAGCAACGUCACCGCAGCACCAGCGGCGGUGGCAGCAGCAAGGAUACUGGGGCUGGGAUUGCGCAGCCUCCCUGCAUUAGCAACGAUGCCAUUGUAUUAGCAGAAAUCAGACCCAGGAAAUCGGCCCCGUGGCCCCUGUGUGGUCCUGUGGGCCCGUGCCUCGGCUGCAGCUGGCAAGGUAGAGCUUGGUUGGAGUGCAAAAGGAACAGAAGCCUCGGGGUACAGCGCCAGGCUCCCGACUGAGGUGCCAAGCUCUCCUGAUGAAAUGUGUUCUGCCCCACUGGGCUCUGGGGGCAGUGUCUGGUGCUGUUGAUGCCCUUGUUCGAACUUUCCAGAAUGGAUAGUCCUCCAAAGCUGACUGGAGAGACCCUCAUCGUCCACCACAUCCCCUUGGUGCACUGUCAAGUCCCAGACAGGCAGUGCUGUGGGGGGGCAAGUGGAAGUGGUGGGGGCACAAGACCCAACCCCUUCUGCCCACCCGAGCUGGGCAUCGCCCAGGCUGAUCAAGACCUCGGACAAGCCGACUCCCUGCUGUACAGCAGUCUUCACUCUGCUCCCGGGGGAUCUGCACGGUCUGCAGACUGCACCAAGAGUAGGGGUCGGGAUGGAAGAGGCCCCGGGGCCCCUAAGCGACAUAAUCCCUUCUUAUUGCAGGAGGGUGUGGCUGAGCCAGGACUCAGUGACCUAUAUGACGACAGCAUUGGCAGUAGUGCCACCCAGCAGUCCUUCCACCUGCACGGAACUGGCCAGCCCACCUUCCAUCUCUCCUCUUUCCAGUUGCCACCACCUGGCCCCAGAGUGGGCAGACCGUGGGGGGCGACACGUUGCCGGGCUGGCGUGGUAGAGGGGCAGGAGCAGGAGCCGGUGACCACCUUGGAUGCCCAGCAAUGCAGCACCGGCCACUGUUGCCGGCCAGAGCCGGAAACAGAGACCAUGGAGCUGGAUGAGUGUGGGGGUCCCGGGGGCAGCGGCAGUGGGGGUGGAGCCAGUGAUACCUCUGGCUUUUCCUUUGACCAGGAAUGGAAGCUCAGCUCAGAUGAGUCCCCAAGGAACCCCAGGUGCUCAGGCUCGGGACCCCAGCACUGCCGCUGCAGUAGCACAUCUAGCCAGUCUGAAGCGGCUGACCAGUCCAUGGGCUAUGUGAGUGACUCAUCCUGCAACAGCUCAGACGGUGUGCUGGUCACCUUCAGCACCCUCUACAACAAGAUGCAUGGCAAUCCCCGUGCCAAUCUCAACUCUGCCCCGCAGUCUUGCAGCGACUCUUCCUUCUGCAGCCACUCAGACCCCGGCGCCUUCUACCUGGACCUGCAGCCCUCCCCUACCGAGUCCAAGAUGUCUUGUGAGUCCCAUCACCCUGACAGUGGAGGAAGGGAAGGGGGCUAUGGCUGUCCUCAUGCCUCAUCUCCUGAGCUUGAUGCCAACUGCAACUCCUACCGCCCACACUGUGAGCCCUGCCCGGCAGUGGCUGACCUCACAGCCUGCUUCCAGAGCCAGGCCCGCCUUGUUGUGGCCACACAGAAUUACUAUAAACUUGUCACCUGUGACCUGUCCUCCCAAUCAUCCCCGAGCCCAGCUGGCUCUUCCAUCACCAGCUGCUCUGAGGAACACACCAAGUUAAGUCCCACACCAGGCCCCAGCGCAGACACAGGCCCUGGUACAGACACAGGCCCCGGGCCCGGCCAGCCCUCUGAGUAUUACCUGUUCCAGAAGCCACAAGUCCAGCCGGAGAAGCAAGAAGCAGUGGGGUCCUCAGUGGAAGCAGCUGUACCUGUGAGCCCUACCGUGAUUGAGGGGCAAGUCUACACUAAUACUUCACCCCCCAACCUUAGCACCGGACGUCAGCGUUCCCGAAGCUAUGACCGCAGCCUUGAGCGAAGCCCCCCAGCACGCCUGGGCUCACUGGAACGCAUGUUGAGUUGCCCAGUGCGCCUGAGUGAGGGCCCCGCAGCCCUGGCUGGGCCAAGCUCCCCACCCAGGAGGGUCACCUCCUUUGCUGAGCUUGCCAAGGGCCGGAAGAAAGCUGCAGGCUCUGGCUCGCCCCCACUUCGAGUGAGUGUUGGGGACUCGUCCCAGGAGUUCUCACCCAUCCAGGAAGCCCAGCAAGAUAAGGUGGGCACGCUGGAUGCGGGCACUCGCUGUAGCCAUAGCCUACCACCCAUGCCCCUGGGGCCAGGCAUGGACCUAGUGGGCCCAGAGUCCUGGUCUACCCAGGUCUGUCAGAGCCCCCAGUCCAGUGAGAUGCCACCUUCUGGCGUCAGAGCUGCUGGACACCAUGCCCAGCUGAUGGAUCCGGGGCCUGCUCUCCCAGGGAGCCCAGCCAACAGCCAUACCCAGCGGGAUGCAAGAGCUAGAGCUGACGGGGGUGGUGCCGAGAGCCGGCCAGUCCUUCGCUACAGCAAGGAGCAGAGACCAACCACGCUGCCCAUCCAGCCCUUCGUGUUCCAGCACCACUUCCCCAAGCAGCUGAGCAAGGCUCGCGCCCUCCACAGCCUUUCCCAGCUCUACACCCUCUCGGGCUGCGGCCGUGCACAGCAGCCUGCCUCCUUGGCUACUCAAGUCGCAGCCCCAGCUCCUUCAGGGGAAUCAGUGGUAUCCGCCAGCAGAGGUGCCAAGAAAGCCGGGCCAGAGCCAGAAACCUCACGGCCAUCACCCCUGGGCAGCUACUCCCCAAUCCGGAGUGCUGGCCCCUUUGGGCCCAGCACCGACUCUUCAGCCUCCACUUCCUGCUCCCCUCCCCCAGAGCAGGCCACAGCCACAAAAAGCUCACCCCCAUGGAACCACUCCUGUCCUGCUGUCCGAACUGCCACCUCCCAGCAGCCACAGAAAGAGGAUCAGAAGAUAGUGACCUUGGCUGAAUACCGACUCCAUGGCACAGGCAGCUUGCCCCCUCUGGGCUCCUGGAGAUCUAACCUCAGCCGAGCCGAGAGCCUGGUCCGGGGAGGCGGUGAGGGCAGCAUGGCCUCCAGACCCAGUAAUGCUAACCACCUAUCCCCUCAAGCACUCAAAUGGCGGGAAUACAGGAGGAAGAACCCACUGGGGCCGCCUGGUUUGUCGGGGAGCCUAGACCGAAGGCCGCAGGAAGCUCGGCUGGCCCGAAGGAACCCCAUCUUUGAGUUCCCUGGCUCCCUCAGUGCUGCUGGCCAUCUGAACUGCCGACUCAACGGUCAAGCAGUGAAGCCAUUACCGCUGACCUGUCCCGACUUUCAGGACCCCUUUUCUCUGACUGAGAAGCCUCCAGCUGAGUUUUGCCUGUCCCCAGACGGCAGCUCAGAAGCCAUAUCCAUCGACCUGCUUCAGAAAAAAGGCCUGGUAAAAGCUGUUAACACCGCUGUGGACCUCAUAGUGGCCCAUUUUGGCACAAGCCGGGAUCCUGGGGUGAAAGCGAAACUGGGCAACAGUUCUGUGAGCCCCAACGUUGGCCACCUGGUUCUGAAGUACCUGUGCCCUGCGGUCCAGGCUGUGCUGGAGGAUGGGCUUAAGGCCUUUGUACUCGAUGUCAUCAUCGGGCAGAGGAAGAACAUGCCAUGGAGUGUGGUUGAGGCUUCCACACAGUUAGGUCCAUCCACCAAGGUCCUGCAUGGCCUCUACAACAAAGUCAGCCAGUUCCCAGAGCUCACCAGUCACACCAUGCGUUUCAAUGCCUUCAUCCUCGGCCUGCUCAACAUCCGGUCCCUGGAAUUCUGGUUUAAUCACCUCUAUAACCAUGAAGAUAUUAUCCAGACCCACUACCAGCCGUGGGGCUUCCUGAGUGCGGCACACACCGUGUGCCCUGGCCUCUUCGAGGAGCUGCUGCUGCUGCUCCAGCCCCUGGCCCUGCUGCCCUUCAGCCUCGACCUGCUGUUCCAGCACCGGCUGCUGCAGAGCGGGCAGCAGCAGCGGCAGCAUAAGGAACUGCUGCGGGUGUCCCAGGACCUGCUGCUCUCUGCCCACUCGACGCUCCAGUUGACCCGGGCUCGGUGCCAGGAGGGCCCUGGAGACAUGGACAGGGCAGCCCAUGGGGAGCGAGUGAAGGGUGUGGGUGCCCCAGAAGGUGGAGAAGAUGAGGAGGAAGAGGAGGAGACGGAAGAGGUGGCAGAGGCUGCGGGGGCUGCAGGACGUGGCCGCUGGGCCCGAGGUGGGCAGGCCGGCUGGUGGUACCAGCUCAUGCAGAGCUCCCAGGUCUAUAUCGACGGCUCCACGGAGGGGUCUCGGUUCCCUCGUGGUGGCAGCAAUAGCAGCUGUGGCAGCAGCAGUGAGAAGAAAAAGGGGGCAGGAGGUGGGGGACCACCUCCCCGAGAGGGCGUAGUGGAGGGAGCUGAAGCCUGCCCUGCCCCUGAGGAGACACUUGGCCGGGACAGGGGCUGGCCUUUCUGGAUGGGGAGCCCCCCUGACUCUGUGCUGGCUGAACUGAGGCGCAGUCGAGAAAGAGAGGGGCCAACUGCUCCCCCAGCAGAAAAUGAAGAAGGAGCCCCAGAGCCCUCACCUGGCGGCAUCAAGUGGGGACACCUCUUUGGGUCCCGGAAGACGCAACGGGAAGCCCGACCCACCAACAGGCUACCCUCGGACUGGCUGAGCCUGGACAAGUCCAUGUUCCAACGAGUGGCACAGACAGUGGGUGCCCGCCGGGAGCCAGAGCCCAGGGAGAGCCUGCAGGAGCCCCCCUCGCCAGGCCUGCCCUCCAAACCUCCGUGCGAGGUGAAGGCACUCUGCCACCAUCUGGCCACAGGCCCCGGACAACUGAGCUUCCACAAGGGAGAUAUCCUACGGGUGCUGGGGCCCGCGGGAGGAGACUGGCUGCGCUGCAGCCGCGGCACUGACACUGGCCUGGUGCCUCUGGCCUAUGUGACCUUGACCCCAACUCCAAGUUCAACCCCUGGAAGCAGCCAAAAUUGAGGCCUUGUGCAUGCUGGUGGCCUCAGGGACCCUCGUUACCCCCCUCCACUCCCACCCCCAGACUCAGCCCGAGAGCCCUUGCAAGCCCUCCGGCUUGGCUACAGAAAACAGACCGAGAUCUGGGGGCCACAUAUCCCUGUGCUCAGUAUUAAUUACUCCCCCCCUUAACUGCCCCAGUGACCUCAUCCAGACCUCCACCCAGGAAAGGAGGGAGGGGACACAGCACUGGGCUGCCAGGAUCCCCCUGACCUGUGUGGGCCAGCGUUUCCAUGGGUACAGACAAGCGUGUCCCUGUGGAGUGAGGUGACCAGAGGCCCAUGUGCAGGGUUCCCUCGGCCAGAUGGUGAGAAGGAUGGGUGGCAGUGCUGGGGCCCAGGCUCCUAAGCCCCAGCUGUAAAUAGGCUGCGACCAGUGUCUGGUGGUCAGAAGAGGGACGAGGCGCCCAGGCUUCUGUUUAUGUAUUUAUUUAUUUAUUUAUUACACCUAUUAAUAAAAAAGGUGCUUGGCCUCCAA
Condylura cristata (star-nosed mole) is the source of this 5617-nucleotide messenger RNA. It is a transcript of the gene RUSC2, whose product is annotated as RUN and SH3 domain containing 2. Gene Ontology annotation, cellular component: cytoplasmic vesicle. The coding region runs from base 545 to 5104 and encodes 1519 amino acids. Lineage: Eukaryota; Metazoa; Chordata; Mammalia; Eulipotyphla; Talpidae. Gene Ontology annotation, molecular function: protein binding. The transcript is spliced from 12 exons. The record is from RefSeq and is a predicted model, not a curated record.